Messenger RNA from Trichoderma gamsii, 600 nucleotides. RefSeq lists its product as hypothetical. The coding region runs from base 1 to 600 and encodes 199 amino acids. The record is from RefSeq and is a predicted model, not a curated record. Lineage: Eukaryota; Fungi; Ascomycota; Sordariomycetes; Hypocreales; Hypocreaceae. The transcript has a single exon.
AUGUGCCAGUCUCUGCUGCUGGGCAAUAGCGCUCGUGGUACUUCAUGCGAUGCAAGCCUCGACCAGGCCAAUUGCGUCGCGAGUUCGACGCCGCGCGCCAAUGAGUCUUUCGUCCUGCGCUGCGGCCCUGUCGACCUAGUCUUCUCCGCCUGGAGCCAUCAGGAACCACCGCAGCCUUUCAUCUUCAACGGAGAGGCCUGCCUGGCCCUCAGACCCUCGGUGCCCCACCGCCCCGGGCGCUAUGUUGAGGAUUUUGGUGCUUGGACUGCCAGGAACAGACGCCGCUCGCCCAUUUGCUGCCAGGCCUUGCGUCCAAUCGCCGCUUCGCUCUGCCCGGACGGCCUCUGGCGGCAUGCAAUAGGACGAUGGCAUCCCAGGCCGCGUUUUCAUGCGCAUGCGGCGCAGCUCCAGCGAAAGCGCAGUGCCACUGAUCUCCCCAAAGCUUCUGGGGACCCUGGUCUGGACGACUUGCCAGUGCAUGGGCAGCGCACUGCCUCCGAUCGGCCACAAUUGACCGCCGCCCAAGCCCGCAGAACAUCAUUUUCUCUGCUCUGCGCAUCUUGCAGUGGGGAGGGCAGAAUGGGUCGCCAGACGCCCUAA